CAGAUAUUUAUUGCGGUGGAGUUAUACGAUAGCCAGAUAUGGGGAAAGUUCACGUGGAAAACAGGACAACCGGAUGACGAAGUGAUCCGCGAAGCAUACCGAGCGGUUUUCCUGUUAAGUUUACAACUGGAAGACAGUGGAACGAAAGAAAAAGAUUUAGUCCUUUUCUGGAAGGAGGUUAUACGACGAUCGAAAAUGAUAUUUGGGUACAACGGAUUCACCCAGUUCGAUCAAAAAAAUGUCGAUCCAGUUGUGGUGCAUGCAUACGAAGCAGUUCUAAUGUAUGGCCUACUCGUGGCACAAAUGCACAGGGAAGGUGCCGAUUAUUCUAGCGGAGCACUGCUCUCGAAUUACACUAUGAACUUUACCUUCGAGAGCCCCAUAACCGGAAAAGUGUAUCUGGAUGAUAAUAGUGAUCGUGAAAUACCUUAUAUCAUGCGGGCGUUUAGCGAGCAGUCUCAAAAACACGAGACAUUAUUAGGAUUUCCGCUGGAUCAAUCCACCUUAGUGCAACUGGGAACGAUACGCUUCGUUAACCGUCCAUCGUUACCGCCCAACAUCGUUCUCUGUCUGGACCGGGCACAUUGUACUACAACUGCAAAUUCUAGCACCAAAGACAUUGUCAUAGCUAUUGUCGUUACUUUUGUCUGCGUACUGGCUCUCGGCGCGUUUGUGGCUGCCUGGUAUCUUAAAAGGCACCACAGGAGUGACCUUGACCCGUACUGGUGGCGUAUAUUGAUUACCGACUUGCAGCCGUAUAUGCAUCACUCAUCCGAUGAUUUGCAGCCUGUGUCCAGUCAGAUAACCGAUAUAGGUAGCCAAACUGGAAACAAGGACUCGGAAGUCACCAAGCAGAAACAUGACACAGCAAAUGACAAGAACACAGGGAACGGUGGGAUGAACCGUACGAUGUCGUUCCACGGUCAACCUAUUACUUUGUUAGAAUGUGCUCCGCCUCACAAGCGAGUACCAUUCCAGAUGAUCAAGGAGGCUUUUGAUGUUAAAAAUCUACUCCACCCGAAUGUGCAAAAAUUUAGCGGGGUCGUGGUUAACGAUGACAACAUUUGUGACUAUGUGGCUAUGGAAUACUGCCAGCGAGGUAGUCUGGGAAAAUUAAUUGCGGAGGACACCUUAGAUUUGGACUGGCAGUUCAAACAGUCCUUAAUCAUGGAUCUUAUUCAGGGCUUGGCGUACUUGCACACCACCGUAUUGGCGUCCCAUGGCUUUCUUAGCGAUACUGCAUGCCAAGUCGACAGCCGUUUUGUCCUUAAAAUAUCCGACUACGGCUUACCUUCUCUUCGACAUGAAUUCGACCUGCAACCUGUCACAUUUGAAGAGGAAUACGAAGAUCCGCGCCGAAACUACAGAAUGCUGUUGUGGCGUGCGCCUGAACUUUUAAGAAGAAGAAUGCCGGAAAAUGGAACACAAAAAGGAGACGUAUACAGUUUUGCCAUCCUUCUUCAGCAGAUAAUCCUGCAAAGUCUGCCCUUUCAGCUGGGAAAAUACGGCAAAGCACGUGUACGAGAGGAACACAGCCUGAAAGACAUCAUCCUUGAAGUCAAAAGAGGUCUUCAGCCGCCGUUGCGGCCGCCCGUGCCCACAUCAGCUUGCGUACGGGAGCUCCAUGACCUUUUGGAAGAGUGCUGGGAGGAGGAUCCAUCGCUUCGAUGGACUUUUAUCAGAAUAAGACAGGCCGUGGGAAAAAUCUUUGGAAAAUCAGAGAGAAACCUAGUUGGUCAUUUGAUUAACCGAAUGGAACAGUACGCUUCCAGUCUGGAGCAUCAGGUGGAGCAGAAAACCAAGCAGUUCAUGGAGGAACGCCAACGCUCGGCUGAUGUGCUUGAGCACAUUUUACCACCCUCCAUUGCUCAAGCUCUUAGCAGAGGGAUUCACAUACAACCGGAAACAUUUAGCGAGACAACCGUGUAUUUUGGCGAUGUGACCGGAUAUGCGGAAGCCGUAGAGAAAUGCAAUUCUCCUUUGGAAACCGUCUCGUUGCUAAACGACCUGUACAAUGUCUGUGAUAGCGUAGUGUUUGAGUACGACGUCUACAAGGUCGAAGCCGUCAAUGAUGCCUACCUGGUUGUCAGCGGAUUACCGGUUCGGAAUGGAAAAAAGCACGUAGAGCAGAUUGCUAAUAUGGCACUCACCUUGCGGAAAAGGAUCAGUGAUAUGAAACUGACAUCUGAACGAACAAAGAAUUUUAAAUUAAGAGCGGGAAUUCACUCUGGACCGUGCGUAGCCGGAAUAAUUGGCAGUAAACUACCGAGAUACUGUUUAUUUGGGGAUACUGUCAAUACAGCCAGUCGAAUGGAAUCUCACGGAGAAGGCGGGAAGCUUCAUUGUAGUGAAGCAGCCAGAAAUCUGUUGAAGGAAUUUCCGGAAUUUAUCCUCGUAGAGCGGGGAGUAAUUCCCAUCAAGGGAAAAGGACCAAUGCAAACGUUUUGGUUGAUUGGGAAUUGAUUUACAAUAAUUAUUCAAAACCAACUGUAUCUUUAAUACUAUGCAUGCGCAACGCAAAAUAUGGUUUACUGUUUACAGCACAUACUCGGCUAGUGGCUUGCUUCCCUGGAUACCAGCAAGUUAUUUGUUAGGAACCCAAGAUGACCUGUACAAUUAGGAGUGUAACUGCAUAGUGUAGUGUUUAAUUUGCUUAGGAUAAUAGAUUAAUUUUAUAGAUAUUAUGAAUAGAUAAUAGAUGUAUUUCAUAAUACUUGUAUUAUUGUAAAACCUUGUUGUAACUGUACUUUUAAAUCCGUGCAUGCACAAUGGAAUCAUGGCGCCUAAAUUAGCGUCGCGCUUUUUUGACUUGCGUUUAU
Molecule: messenger RNA, 2819 nt
Organism: Paramacrobiotus metropolitanus
Lineage: Eukaryota; Metazoa; Tardigrada; Eutardigrada; Parachela; Macrobiotidae
Product: atrial natriuretic peptide receptor 1-like
Exons: 18
Coding region: 196-2463 (755 amino acids)
Biological process (GO): intracellular signal transduction; receptor guanylyl cyclase signaling pathway; protein phosphorylation
Molecular function (GO): guanylate cyclase activity; protein kinase activity; ATP binding
Source: RefSeq, a predicted model, not a curated record